AGGGACGCGGAGAGCGGGAGGGGGGGUGGGGGCUGAGCGGAGCGUCGUGUGGCGUCGCCCGCUCCCCUUUAGGAGCGCGCCGCCGAGCGACUGCCGCCGGCGGGGAGGAAGGGGCGAGUCUCUUCGGAGCCUUCUUCGCCCCGCGGCUUCCCUUCCUAGGCCCGGUGCCGGCGGGAAGGGGAGGGGGGCGCCGGCGGGGCGCGCGGGUCCCCUCGGUUUCGGGCUCGGCGGUGCCCGGGGCGGGUGAGAUGUCGGGCUGAGCGGGUGCGAGCCCGGGGGUGGGGUUCGCCGUGCCCGGGGAGGGGGCAGGCGGGAAGGAGUGUGUGUGUUGGGGGGGUUGGGACUGUCCUCUCAGCCGUCCCGCCCCGCCGCCGCGCUGCGCCCAUGGUGAUUGUGCAUCUCGGCGCCUUCCCGCCGCCCCGUGCGGGCCGGACAGCCGGGGCGCCCAGGUGUUUGUGACUUCAGAGACAUUUAGGGGCUCAGUUCUGAGCAAGUAAGAGACACGAGGAUUCAGUUUAUUUUACAUAGAAAGCUACAGCGCUUCACCAGUACACUCUUCCCUCCUUCCCGUCCCUCUUCUCCCAUAGGGGAAGACAAUUUGGGAGUUAAUUUAACAGCCAUUACUCGCCCUUCCUCCCCUCAGAAGUCUCCCUUGUUACCUGAGGCGUCCGCUAUACGUUGCACGUUAUAGGACUUUGCUUGCUUUGGGAGCCUCAGUAGUACCCUUCCCUCCAGAGUGCAGAGAGGCAUCCAGAAGACUGCCCUGCAACCCUUUGUGGUUAGUAGAGGAUCCAGGGAAAGGGGUACCUAGGAGGACACGUGACCUUGUGAAGGGAGCCACAACUGAAGCAGCACUUGGCACGCUGGAAGGAGGAAGCACCCAUCUUUGGUGUCCUUCUCAUUUUCCACACUUCUCCUCACGCAAUUUCUGAAGUUCCAUUGAAAGGAGACCUUGAAGGUUGCAAGACAGCUCCAAGAUGUGCAGUUCAGUUGCUCCCAGGCUGUGGUUCUUAACAGACCGUCGCAUCAGAGAAGAUUACCCUCAGCAGGAGAUCCUGAGAGCACUGAAGGCCAAGUGCUGUGAAGAGGAGCUAGAUUUCCGGGCCUUGGUGAUGGAUGAAGUGGUGCUGACCAUUGAGGAUGGAAAUCUCGGUCUCCGAGUGAAUGGCGAGCUCAUUACUGCUUACCCACAGGUGGUGGUUGUGCGUGUACCAACACCUUGGGUCCAGAGUGACAGUGAUAUCACAGUCCUUCGCCACCUAGAGAAGAUGGGCUGUCGAUUGAUGAAUCGUCCCCAGGCCAUCCUCAACUGUGUCAACAAGUUCUGGACAUUUCAAGAACUUGCUGGUCAUGGUGUGCCUCUUCCAGACACUUUUUCAUACGGUGGUCAUGAGAAUUUUGCCAAAAUGAUUGAUGAGGCGGAAGUGCUGGAGUUCCCUAUGGUGGUGAAGAACACGCGGGGUCACCGAGGUAAAGCUGUAUUCCUGGCGCGAGACAAGCACCAUUUGGCAGACUUAAGCCACUUGAUCCGUCACGAUGCCCCUUACUUAUUUCAAAAAUACGUGAAAGAGUCCCAUGGCAAGGAUGUGCGUGUCAUCGUAGUAGGAGGCCGUGUGGUGGGCACCAUGCUCCGCUGCUCAACAGAUGGGAGGAUGCAGAGUAACUGCUCACUUGGUGGCGUAGGGAUGAUGUGCUCACUGAGUGAACAAGGCAAACAGUUGGCGGUCCAAGUGUCAAACAUCCUGGGGAUGGACGUAUGUGGCAUUGACCUGCUGAUGAAGGACGACGGUUCAUUCUACGUCUGCGAGGCCAAUGCAAAUGUAGGUUUCAUUGCCUUUGACAAGGCUUGUAAUCUAGAUGUAGCUGGUAUCAUAGCGGACUAUGCCGCUUCUCUCCUUACCCCCGGCCGCUUGACGCGGCGUAUGUCCUUGCUCUCUGUGGUGUCCACGGCAAGCGAGACUAGCGAGCCAGAGCUGGGCCCUCCAGCUAGUGCCGCUGUCGACAAUAUGAGUGCUAGCUCCAGCUCUGUCGACAGUGACCCUGAGACCACGGAGAGAGAGUUGCUCACCAAGCUCCCGGGGGCUCUGUUCAACAUGAACCAGCUAUUAGCCAAUGAGAUCAAACUUCUUGUGGAGUGAUGCCACAUGUAAAUAGCUGACCAACAGAACUCUCUCUUGUACAUUUUAUUUUUAAACCAACUUGCAAUGCUGUUUAUCAGAGAAGCUCAGAGGAGUGAGGAAAGGAGAGGGGGGUGUCAAGCAAGAGAGCAAGAGUAAAAGGCACGUGUGUUGUGCUUGCUGCCUCCACUGUUUUGCAGAACAUAAAAUUUUGUUCAUUCUUCAGUAUUAGUUUUCUAGUGAAGAUGCUCAGUUCACAACCUAAGUGGGAAUUUUAUUUGGAUGCUGCUUUGGUCCCAGACGUAUUCACAGGCAAACAUUGGAAGCAUGAUUCACACUUAAAGAUUUUCAGAAAGCUGUCUGGCAGCUCUCUAGAAACUUCUGUGAAUUCUUGCACCAGUCAAGUCUCUUCUGCCUUUGCAAGGCUUGAUCCUGUAAGUGGCCAAGUGCCUCAGAUUCUCUAUUUGAGUUGAAGGUGUCAAAUACCAGGUAUUUCAAAGUCCCUGGACACCUCCUGUUCCUACUUUAGCAGAUGGGAGCUGUAAGUUCAGGAUCCUUUGAAAGUUGUCACUUUGUGACCUUGCAGGAUUUGGCCUUUCAGAUGAUGAGGCUGAGAGAAGUGUCAGCUGACUUUAAUGUGAGCUUUCUGUAGAAAUUUGUAAUUUGUACCUUUCUUGGUAUUAAUUGGCAGCUUUGUGUCUAUAUUUCUUUAUAAAGUUUUCCAAGACAGAUUCUAUUUUUUUUUUUUUUGUCAUUUCAAAUCCUGAUUUUGGAGGGUACGUAGAAGAAUUGGUCAUACUCUAGUUGCGGCGGAAGUGGCACGUUUUAACUAUCUUUGCAUGAUUGGAGGAGAUAAACAGCACUGUAAUGUUUGGUAAUACAAAAUAAUGUCUAAUCCAAUGUGAAAAAGAAUUACGCUAGUUUAAAGCAAACGUGCAUCGACUUGUAUUUGUUAGUGUUUUAGUCUUUUGGAGAGAGAUCUGCAAUGUUACUGUUCCGUUUUCUUUAAUACAUGCUAGUCCAACACUCCCUUCUCUAUGCCUGCAUCUUUAACAGUGGCCAAAGUAAAAACACUGCAGACUAUUUGUUAAGAAAACACUGAGAGGGGGGAACAUGGUAAGGUGUGGAGGAGGUAAAAGGUGGUUAAAAGUGAUAGACAUCUUGAGGUACUUUAGAAUAAAGCUGCAGUUCAUACAGUACUUAACCAGGCUUGCUUUUUCCCCACUGAACAUAAAAGCUGAUGUUGGCAGAAAUCCAAAGAGUAUAACUGGGGAGAAAUACCCAAUUCUUUAGCUUUGGGAAAUGUGCAGCAGGUUUAAAAACUAAAAAGUGAAAAAAAGUAUAUAAAAAAAUAAUAAAAAAAAUUGCUCAGCCAGAAUUUAAAAAAAAAUAAAAAUAUAACCUAGGUCCACAAAUUGAUCCUGAGCCCCUCCAUGUGUGGUGUGAGUACACACACUUCUGUGUGUGUGUGUGCAUUUGCUUUGCUUUUUCUUUUUUGGCUUCUCUUUUCUUUCGGGUUUUGGCUGUUUAGCUCCUAGUUUUUUUCCAGGCUGCCUGAUUUUCCUUAGUCCUUCUGGCUGUGCAUUUUCUCCUUAGCCUUGAGCUGUUUUGGAAAACAGAUAACCAAAACAGAUACUGAGUCCAUUUUCAAUCCCUAUCUUCCUCCUUUUCCUCUUUUUCCUCCUCCCUUUUCAUUCCUUUCUCAUUCUCUGGGUUCAUAAAGGCCUGGAACUAUAGAUAUAUAUAUAUAAAAAAUAAGCCUCUUUUUAAGAAAAACAAAAAACAAAAAGAAAGAAAAAAAAAAGGUAAAAUGUUUACAAUUGAAGAAUAAUCUUGUGAAAAUAGGGUUGGUUUGGAGGGGGGUUGUGUGUGUGCAAUGCUGCUAUUUUCUGGAUACUUUAAUGGAGCAUGUCCCAUGUACCCUCUGAGGCUCUGCACUGACCACCUCUGUGGCCCUUCCUCACCUCUCUGCUGCUCUGCUGUUUUAUCUUCACUUGGACCUUAAACACUAUUCACGGACACUAUGCAGAGAGUCUUCAAGAGGCAAUAAACAGAACAGUAUUAACCUGC
Messenger RNA from Pezoporus flaviventris, 4187 nucleotides. RefSeq names its product ribosomal modification protein rimK like family member B (gene RIMKLB). The record is from RefSeq and is a predicted model, not a curated record. Gene Ontology annotation, biological process: protein modification process. The transcript has 7 exons. NCBI's taxonomy places the organism in Eukaryota, Metazoa, Chordata, Aves, Psittaciformes, Psittacidae. Gene Ontology annotation, cellular component: cytoplasm. Gene Ontology annotation, molecular function: ATP binding; metal ion binding; ligase activity, forming carbon-nitrogen bonds. Bases 978 to 2138 code for a protein of 386 amino acids.